GUCGGAGGAGACACAAGCCAUUGCUGAUUGGUGGGUUUUGCACGGCGGGUGUGCCCCUAAGCUUUGUACCAUCGCCACACGUCUGAUGUACGCGUGGGUCCGCACCUCUCCUGCGGAGAGGAACUGGGCGUUGCACGAGCGUAUCCACGAGAACCGCCCCAACGGGUUGGACUUCACGAAGCUGACUGACAUGGUGGAGAUGUGCACGAACAAGAAACUCCUGGCGUGUAGACAGAGGAGGAGGGGACUUGUCCUACCGUGGGGUGAUCUCGAGGAGGGGUUGGACGAUGUACCGGAGCCGCGCAGAUUAGAUACUCUGCCGCCGGGGUCACUGACGGACGAGGAGAUCAGGCGCCAGGCGCGCAAGAUGCAGCGUGCCUCGACGGUCCACCACCCCCCUUCAGUUGAGACUGUGUUUGGUCAUCGUGCAGCUCAUAUCGAGCUGUACAAUGAGGAGAUCAAGUACGAGCCACCCACUGACCCACAGGCAGCGGACGAGAUGGAGGCAGAGGCGUGGACGGACCCCGAGGAUUUGGAGCAGGGAUGCAGUGACACAGCUGACGCUGGUGAGGACUCCGGUGGGGAGAGUGAUCAUGGGGCUGACAGUGACAUGCGAUGUGACGACGGAGAUGUCGCCGAUGAUGUGGACUUCGACAACGAGUGUAUGGUUGAUCGAGAGCACCCCGAUCCAGUGGACGAGCAUGGGUUCGACGACGGCGACGGCGGUGGGCCCUGCGACGACGGGGCGGGCAGCGCUUGCGUUGUUACUCCUGACCCCGAUGAAGUGGUCGGACGCGUUAUAGGCGGGCAGGGAUGUGGUUUAGAUGUACCACAGGGAUCGAUUCCCUCUGGCAUAUUUGGGGACGACUUCAAUGUUGGAGGUCCACCCACUUCAGAUUCCAAGCAGAGUGGGGUGCGCAUUCGGACACCGGCCAGUGAUGUCGCACACCACAUAGGGUCGGUUUUUGGUGGUGCGAAUUCGGGGAUGUUGAGAGAGGCUACUAGAGCGACAGGCGAGAGAGACGAGGGCAAGCGUGGUAACGACAUCAUGCCUUUGUUGUCGGAUCGAGAUGUUGCUAGGAGGCUAGACAUGGACCCUGAGGACGUGCUUGAGGAGGAGCGGCUGAGACUGAUGGGAUCAGGGUGUGCCACGACACAGCAGCUUGCGUUGGAGCAGGACACAAUGAGGGCAAGGGAGAUGGGGUGUACUGUGGAGGAGGUCACCGUCGCCCAAUUAGCAGCAGAGUGUACACACGGUGGUCCUGCAGAUGCUGCAAAUGGUGGAGGAUUCCAUGCGGAGGGACACGAGGUCGAUCGUGCGAACGGGAACGAGAAGGGCACGAGGGGUAGGGUGGAUAGAGUAGUUGUCGGCGGUGCCGCAAUGGAGGAUAUGUUUGGCGAUCGCAACGAGAAUGUGGUUGCAGAUCACACAAAGGAUGACCUUGUCGCGGUGGAUGAUGUGGUUGCACAUCGCAUUAAGGAGGGGCGACAGGUGGAUGGGGCAGUUGUCGCUGCCGCCGUUGAGGCACGAGUGUCCACAAUGUCCCCGCUCGAGCGCCACACUGCCGGGAUUGAUCCGCUGAUGGGCACGAGCAGGCAUAUAUCGCAGCGGCUUUGGAAGGCCGUGCCUUCAUCUUCUUUCGUGCCUGUUAGUCCGCCAGUGCCCUCGGUGGUAUCGGGGCACAUUGGGAAUUUGGGAGGUCUAUGGAGAUGGCCGACAUGUUCGAGCAAUUGACAGGUCAAAGGGUUAUUGAGUCGG
Chara braunii is the source of this 1759-nucleotide messenger RNA. NCBI's taxonomy places the organism in Eukaryota, Viridiplantae, Streptophyta, Charophyceae, Charales, Characeae. The record is from the annotation of a GenBank genome assembly.